Molecule: messenger RNA, 1872 nt
Organism: Branchiostoma floridae (Florida lancelet)
Lineage: Eukaryota; Metazoa; Chordata; Leptocardii; Amphioxiformes; Branchiostomatidae
Exons: 7
Coding region: 721-1872 (383 amino acids)
Source: RefSeq, a predicted model, not a curated record
UUAUAGACUGACAUAUCCCAUGUUUCCAUACACCGAAAUAAUACAAAUUAAUAUUUCUAAUGAAUUCAGACAAACUUAUGAUUGUAAAACAUAUAUGUUACUACCUUUUCUCAAUGACAAAGAAGCCAGACGAAGUCGAAUUCACUAAGUAGGAUAAUCCAUGUGUCUCAAAGACGUCUCGACCUACAUGUAUUUGAGAACGUGUUUCAAUGCUUUAAAGCAAAAUUCUUGUAUAUUUUUGCAUUUUUACAAGUUGACACGGUGUACCCUAUUAGGUCGUAAAUGAUAAUUGGUCCUAGAGCAUUUUAGACCAUUUUAGUACAACCAAUCACAUCGUACUGGCCAAGCAGAAGAUGAGUAGCCAAGACACUGGUGGAUCGAACAGAAGUAGUCGCAGAGACUGUUGACGAGCUCCUUUUACUUGUAACGUUAGUAUUAUCAAUGAGAUUUCAUAAUGAAAGCUUCUUGCUAUUAUACAGGAGCCCUAUCUGCAUUACACUGCAAGCAAAAUAAAGAAACCCGUCAACAGUCGCCGCCCUUAGAACAGGCUGAGUUCCAGAUUGGUGUAGAAGACCAGGGUGACACCAGUUUGGCAUUACUCCAGAUAUCCUUGCGGCUUACGUUAAACGAUACAUGAUUAAUAUUAUAAACCCACAGUUUUUAUUGGAAUCCAACAAUAAAGAAAUACCACACUGAAUAAAAACAACCGCUGAAUAAUUAAUGAAAGUGAAAACACACCACGUGCGUACACCUGCGACCUCGCCUCACAGCAUUCUGGGAACUUUCACUUUCAAAAUGGCUGCCCCCGAUGCAAGGAUGACAAUAUUAUUUCUCUUGCUCGCGUCGUUUUCUUGGAAUGUACUCUCGUCUGCAGUCGAUUCCGAUGUAGUAAGACUACGAAAUGAAACCACGCGGAAGCACCAACUAUUUUUGAGGUAUUUGGAGGACAUAUUCCAGCAUCCGAGCGAAGACUGUCCGCCCGAUCUCAAAUAUGACAACUCCUACGUCGAGCACAAGACAUGCGAGAACUUGGUUCUGCAGACCUUUAGGAAAGCCGUGUUUAACGCACAACUGGUGGAUACUAUCGUGAAGAAAUGUGGCACGGAUCUCAGGAAAUGUUUUGAUGAAAACGCGGAUGUAAGGGCGAAACUGCGAGCACAUCUGAAGGACACACGGGAGCAGUACGGGCAGUACUGUGCCAAGAAAUCGUGCGUGGAUUUUCUCCUAAAAUAUCAGAAGCAGUGUUCACCAGUGGCUGAGGACAUGAAGACCAUUGUUGAUGAGAAGCUGCUUGAGUUCACCACGAUAGUAGACUUGUCCUGUAGUGAUCACAGUGACACCUCAGGCAGGCCGUGUGGAGACCUGUAUCUCCAGUACAGACUCGCGCUGGCGGCCAGCCAAGCCAAGAACCCUGAGACAUGGGCAGACUUCCGGGCCAGGAUCAACUCAUCAGUACAGAGUGGAUGCCCCAUGAACUUUCCACAGGGAUGGAGCUUGAGGAAAGACAUACUGGGAUGCUGUGUCAACCAAACCAUCAAUACUCUCAUCAAGUACCAAGGCCUGUGGUACAAGCAGGUGGUACAGGACACCCUACAGAAGUGUAACACCUCGGUACCAGCAGACUGUAGUACCUCACCGAAGAAGGUUAGUACAAACAUGCAACUACAGUAUCUGAAUGUUUUUCUAAUAGAUGUAUGUGUGAAGUCGGUGUACCCCAGUGGUGUCAGGUUUAACACUGUGGUGGGCAUCAUCGCCGCGUCGGUCAUCUGCGUCGUGGGAAUGUUCGUCUUCGUGCGCGCAGUUUACACCAAGAUCCGCAAGGGGGAGUACGAGCGGGAGGAUUUGAGGAAGGCAGCCCCUGUUGUGGACUAA